Messenger RNA from Verruconis gallopava, 1146 nucleotides. RefSeq lists its product as uncharacterized. The transcript is spliced from 2 exons. The record is from RefSeq and is a predicted model, not a curated record. Bases 253 to 1146 code for a protein of 297 amino acids. Lineage: Eukaryota; Fungi; Ascomycota; Dothideomycetes; Venturiales; Sympoventuriaceae.
CAACCACGCCAAUCGCAUAAUCAAUCUCCUCCUUGUAUUUAGAUCGGCGCCCCCCUUGGGAAUCUGUCUUCUUCCUACUCUUCUUUCGUCGACGCCCUCCACGUCCUUGGCAGUUCAGUGCUUUCGUAUCACAAUUACCUUCGUUCAGCUCGCUUAAUACAUUAUCUGCUCGUCGCCUCAGUUCUUGACUCGUCACCCGUCAUUUUCUUCAUUCGUUUCUAAGUCACUCGUUCAUAUUUUGCACCGGCAAAUAUGCAGUUCAAGAACUUCGUUUUGGCUGCCUUCGCGGCAUCCGCAACCUCAGUAGCUGCGUCUGAUCAGGAUGCUUGCGCUGCUGGGGCAAUCUUAGGCAUCUAUGCUUUGUGCGGCUCCGACCCGGUCGACUGUGGUUCGAACAUGUGUUGCUUGGAAGGUCAGAAGUGCGUCACUUCAGGUGGCGUCAUUGCCUGCGCAGACUCCUCGCUCGUACAAGGCUCUACCGUGACCGUCAGCGCCGCUUGCUACGGGACUUCGACCGCCUCGGCCUCCGCUUCAGCCUCCGCUUCAGCCUCGAAGCCUGGCUCGUACUCCGCUUCUGCUACAGGUUCUGCUACACACUCUGCUACGGGCUCUGCCACAGGUUCUGAGACGUGUUCUACUACAGGUUCUGCUACCGCUUCUGGUAAAGGUUAUGCCACGGGCUCUGCAACCGCUUCGGCGAGUGCUUCAUUGUCUCAAGGUGCGGGUGGUUCAUAUGGUUCCCAUGGCUCGCAGACAUGGUCUUCCUCUGCUCCCUACAACACUGUGGGAUCUUCGUCUUCCGCCACUGGUGGUGAGACUUCGGGUUCUUACUCGGGCUCUUCCGGCUCUUCAUCGGGCUCUACCUCAGGCUCUUCGUCGGGCUCUUCGUCGGGCUCAUACUCUGGCUCUUCGUCGGGCUCUUCGUCGGGUUCUUCGUCGGGUUCUUCAUCGGGCUCAUACUCUGGCUCUAGCUCAGGUUCUCAAUAUACUAACGGAACAGCUGGCUACGGAGGGACUACCCCCAGCGGUACGGUCUCCUCUGGGCCAGUCUUGGCUACAGUUAACGCAGCUACCUCGUUCUCGACACCGAACUCGAACUACGCGGCGCUCCUCUCGGCCAUGGGUCUCUUGGCCUACUUGUUGUAA